AUGUUUCCACUUACAGUAUUUAUCAUAAUACUUCUUACCUAUGGCGCAUGGGCGAAAUCGCAUAUUCAUAUUCUUCGCGUCGCGCAUCAAGAGCGAGGUAUACUCACAUUAAGCUUUAAUUCCUCUGAACCUAGCGACAGAAGUAUUCAACUAGUUGGCACUACCCAGGCAGGGUAUCAACCAGGAUGGUUGAAAAACAGGGGAGAAUAUCUGUACUCGGUCUCGAGAACACACUUCCCCAACAAUUCGUCCACGAGUGGCGGUAUCUUCGCAUUCAGAAAGCAACCAAAUGGAUGUCUUGAGCUAUCUGACGCAGUAGCAUCCCGCGGCGAUGGUGGUGUCUACCUUGACAUUUCAAGAGACAGAAAAACGCUAUCUUCAGCCAAUAUCGACGGCUCUACAGUCACCAUAUUCCCGCUGAACUCUCCUGGCAACUUUGGCCACGUUGCAAACGUCUUUCAUUACAAUCUCAAGCAUCCUGGACCCGGAACUGGAGAUUCGCAGGAAAUUGCGAACCCGCAUGCGGCCACCUUUAGCCCCUGCGGAAAUAUCAUGGCUGUCCCUGACCGAGGUGCAGAUCGUGUUUACAUAUAUCAGGUACACGAUGCGAAACAUGUCAAACAGAUUCGGACUAUUACACUGUUACCAGGAACUGGUCCGCGCCACAUUGUCUUCUCUCAAGUCAGCAAAGAGAAAACAAUAAUGUUUUUGGUUUCCGAGCUCGAUAACACUGUCAAUGUCUUCUUGCUUGAAAAUGGCACUGUUGGUUAUUAUGGCAAGCACCCUGACCUAAAUGAAACCUUGCGUAUCACUCAUCUGCAGAGAGCAUCUACUCUCGAUGAUUCAAGCAAGCGUACAAAGCCCAACAAUGUCGAUUUGGCUUCCGAAAUUUCUGUUUCGCAUGACAGGCGCUUCUUAUAUGUAUCCAACCGGAACACGGAAUCAGUCGAUAAGGCAGAUACCCUUGCUUUAUACUUUUUGGAUAUCUACUCCAAGAAACCACUGCAAUUCUUGGGCCUUAACAGCACCUAUGGUAAAAUACCUAGGCACUUUUCUCUAUCAUCUGAUCCUCGAAAUCAAUUCCUUGCAGUUGCAAACCAAGUUACCAAUGACCUUUUUAUCCUCAAAAGAGACUUCAAGACAGGCUUUCUAGAUGGUAUUGUUGGAAAGUACAGUUUCGGAAAGCUUGAUCUGACAACUAAAGUUGGCCCGAUGUCAGUUAUAUGGGAUUGA
Molecule: messenger RNA, 1233 nt
Organism: Fusarium mangiferae
Lineage: Eukaryota; Fungi; Ascomycota; Sordariomycetes; Hypocreales; Nectriaceae
Exons: 2
Coding region: 1-1233 (410 amino acids)
Molecular function (GO): protein binding; 6-phosphogluconolactonase activity
Source: RefSeq, a predicted model, not a curated record